CCCUCUUUUUAUAUAUAUCUCUCUCUUCCACUAAAAAGGUUCAAGCUUUAAGCUUUCUUUCACAAACAAACAAUGCUCCUCUCAUUCUUCUAUCUCUAUGGUAAAACUUGAAGUUUUGCACACAGAAAACACGCUCACAUUCUUCUUUCUAUCUCUCUAGUGCUUUAUUCAUCUUCUUUCUACCCACAAAGGUUCACAUGCUUCACUCUCUAUAAAACUCCAAGCUUUUCCUAUCAAGCAACACUUACUUCCUUCCACUUCUCUUCUCUGACCUCAACCAAAACAAAAAGCCAGCUCCUUUGUGAAGUUAUCUUCUUCUUUGCCUCCAUCUAUUAUUACCAUUGCACAAGCAGGAUCCACUUCCUCUUGUAUUUCCCUGCUGCCUCCAUGAUCCGAAGACACCAAUCUGUUCAGAUGGAGCAAAACAAGAAAAGAAAAGCGGUAAAUGAGGCUGAAAUGAUGUCUGUGUUCUCCUUAGAUGAAUUGAAUGAAGACUUGCUUGAGAAGGUCCUAGCAUGGCUUCCGGCUGCGAGCUUUUGCCGACUCCGUUUGGUGUGCAAAAGAUGGAACUCUGUUGCAACCUCUGCAACAUUUAAGAUUGCAUGCUCACAGAUACCAUGCAGAGAUCCAUGGUUUCUCAUGGUUGGCCAAGAACUCAACCAGUCUAUUGUUUUUGAUACAAGUGAAUGGAAAUGGAGAAGUAUCAGUCAUCGAAACCUCUUAUAUCGAAACACUGUCCCAGUUGCAUCAUCUGGUGGUUUAAUUUGCUUCCAAACGAUCUCCAGUGACUUCGUAAUCGGUAAUCCAUUGACCGGGGCCUGUCGUGAGCUUCCUUCAGCGGCCCCUACCAGCAGUGCUCAAACACUCCAUGCUGUUGCCAUGAAUUCAUCCCCCAAAGCUCAGUCUUCCUAUAGAAUCAUACUAGUCUAUAGUGAGUUAGCAAAGCUUACUCUCAAAGUAUAUGAUGCAUCAACCGGCUUUUGGGAAAAUGAGAUGAUGCUACAUCGAAAAGCUGAAAGCUCAACAAUGUCUGGCAUGGCUGGCAAUGAAACCAUUUACUUUCUUAGCAAAGCAGGAGAUGUUGUGGCAGCCAGCAUACAGAGGUGCUCAUCAAAGCAAUACUCAUCAGUACUAAUAAUCGAGAAUGGAGAAGAAGUGGUUUAUUUCCUCAGCCAUACUGGUUCUGUGAUAGCUUGUAAUGUUACUCAGAAGUACUUCUUCGAGUACCCGAGAUUGUUGCCAGUUUAUUCUGAGUACUCCAUUGAUGUGGUUGAUUGCAAGGGAGAAAUGCUGGUCGUCGUCUUGUCGGAGUUUUUAGAAAGUGCGAGUUUAAGAGUGUGGAGGUUCUGCAAGGAAGAUCGAGCAUGGCGACAAAUUGCUGCAAUGCCGCCAUGGAUGUCUCAUGAAUUCUAUGGAAAGAAGGCUGACAUUAACUGUGUGGGUUGUGGAGAUAACAUCUUCAUAUGCAUUAAUUCGAGCAAAUUCAGCAGCUGUGUCAUGUGUGAUGUUGUGAUCAAUGAGUGGAUUGAACUUCCCAAGUGUUUUGUGAACCGGAGACCGAUUGAGUUCGUAUCUGCCUUCUCCUUUGAGCCAAGAAUGGAGGUUUCUGUAUGAGUUAAUGUCUUCAUUCAAGCACUUCACUUGUUUGCUGUCAAUUGGAAUCAUUUGAAGCUUUUCAGCGGUGAUGAAUUGAGUGCUGAAAAAACAGCAAAAAAAGAAAAAAAAGUAAAAAAAAAAAACACAAUUGAGGUGAGUCAUCACUGAUGAAUUUUUCGAACCUUUGCUAUUGUUUGAAAGUAAAUUGAUCACUUUUCUGUCUUUUUUGUGGAUGGUUAGCAAAUGCUAGCCAAAAGUGAUUAAAGAUUAGGACCAGUUUCUUUUUCAUCUUUGGUUGAGUAUUUGGACAAAGUUGUGGUAAUAAAAGCAUAUUUGUUAGUUGCUUUC
This is a messenger RNA of Dioscorea cayenensis subsp. rotundata (Guinea yam), 1944 nucleotides long. Its product is annotated as F-box only protein 13-like. The transcript is spliced from 2 exons. The record is from RefSeq and is a predicted model, not a curated record. The coding region runs from base 388 to 1614 and encodes 408 amino acids. Gene Ontology annotation, molecular function: protein binding. Lineage: Eukaryota; Viridiplantae; Streptophyta; Magnoliopsida; Dioscoreales; Dioscoreaceae.